Molecule: messenger RNA, 1800 nt
Organism: Ctenopharyngodon idella (grass carp)
Lineage: Eukaryota; Metazoa; Chordata; Actinopteri; Cypriniformes; Xenocyprididae
Gene: dhrs7ca
Product: dehydrogenase/reductase (SDR family) member 7Ca
Exons: 7
Coding region: 765-1724 (319 amino acids)
Biological process (GO): regulation of release of sequestered calcium ion into cytosol by sarcoplasmic reticulum
Cellular component (GO): sarcoplasmic reticulum membrane
Molecular function (GO): all-trans-retinol dehydrogenase (NAD+) activity
Source: RefSeq, a predicted model, not a curated record
AGCUGUGUAAGUGAGCAGAGACACUAUAGUGGAGACGAUCACUGAGACUGAUUCCUAAUCCUAAAUACACGUUUACAUCAGAGGUGCUUAUAGACUCGUGUUUGUGGUAAGUGAUGAAGAACAAUAAAUAUGAGCUCUGUCUAGUUGUGUUGAUUUGAUGUUCAGUGUUUAAAACAUGUUACUUCAGUGUUGUUAAUAAUGACAAAAAAUGUUUUGUAUUGAUUUUUUGCUUGUUUGUUUCUUAGUCAUUCCUGCAGUAAUCCAAAUGUAGGUUGGGAAUUCUUGGCUAAUUCGAGGCUGGAAUAUAUUUAGAGCUUUUCUCAACAUGGUUUGAACACAGAGCUCCCAUGAAGCCAUGAUAGACUUUAGAGAGUUUCAUUUUCUGACUUUAUUUCUGGUAUUGUUUAAUAUAAUGUUUAGACUUUCACAAGUAUCUAGUUAACCUAGACACAUGCUUUUUUUGUAACAUCUAAAUUAACUACUCUUACUUUAAGUCAAAAAUAUAUAUACUAUAUAUAUAUAUAAUACUGCAUUACUUAUCAACAAAGGCGAAAUGCAGUAAGUUCAAUUAUAAUUAAUUAUCAGGUUUCACUAUAUUCUGUCCUGUUAUAGUCAGGUUUGUCUAAAAUAAGAUUCAGAGAAAACAGAGUUUGAUAUAAAAUUGAUACAAAGUCAAUCCAUGACUUUAUAAAUGUCUUUAAUUCAUAUUAAUGCAUAUUCUUUUUCUGUUGUGUAAGGUCUAACGUUAUUGAAACACCACAACCAUGGGUGUAAGUGAUAUUAUGAGGCUGGAUGUGACCUCAGGUUGGGUUUUGCUCUCAGUGGCGGUGGUCGCAGCUGGUGUCUUCUAUCUCUACAGUCUGAUGCUCAGGCAUUUAGCCAAGACAACUGUGAGGAACAAAGUGGUGCUGAUUACGGAUUCACUGUCAACACUCGGAAAUGAGUGUGCAAAACUCUUCCAUACUGGUGGAGCCAGACUGAUCCUUUGUGGAAAUAAUUGGGAAAAGUUGGAGACUCUUGCUGAGCGUCUGAUGAGUGAGUCAGAUCCAACUCUUACGUUUCCACCAAAACUGGUGGAGCUGGACUUCAGUAAUAUGGAGAGCGUUCCUGAGAUCAUCUCUGAGAUCCUGGAGUGUUACGGCUGUCUGGAUGUCCUCAUCUUCAACAGCAGCAUGAAGGUGAAGGCUCCUGUACAGAGUCUGUCCCUCCAGAUGGACAGGAUUGUCAUGGACGUCAACUACUUUGGGCCCGUCACACUGGUUAAGGGUGUUCUUCCGUCGCUGAUCUCCAGAAGAACAGGUCACAUUCUUCUAGUCAACAGCAUUCAGGGGAAACUGACGGUGCCCUUCCGCGCCACCUAUGCUGCCUCCAAGCAUGCCGUUCAAGCUUUCUUUGAGUGUCUGCGGGCUGAGGUUCAGGAAUAUGGGAUAACAGUCAGCACCGUCAACCAUACCUUCAUAAAAACUCCCAGCACAAACUCAAAGGACGAGGCCACAGCAAAAUCCAUGUGGACACACUUCAAACCGAAGUCCCUUGGUGUGAACCCUGAAGAGAUGGCCACUGAGCUCCUGAAGACUCUGAGUAGCAAGAAGAAGGAGGUUUUAAUGGCUCGCUCCAUCCCUAAAGCAGCUCUCUAUGUCAGAUCUCUCUUCCCCAACUUGUUUUUCGCCAUCAUGGCAGCAGGAGUCAGAAACACUGCAGCUGUGAAGAUGUCUGACGACUGAAGGACAACAUUAUAAACGUAUAAAAUGAUGUGAUGUAGUACUCAAAUUAGAAGAGAAUAAAUUAUUCAUAAAUUGC